AUGGAGGCUUCUCUUUUCUUGCGAUUUGCAACAGCCACUGCAGACAUUGCUGCUGCUGCUGCUGCAAGCAGCAGCAGCAACAGCAGCAGCAGCAGCAGCAGCAGCAGCAGAGGGUCACGGAGCUUUCCCGGUGGUCUAGGCUUGUCUGGCGAGGCAGCUGCGGGAGCUGGCGAUGCUGCUGUUGCUGCUGUUGUUGCUGCAGCAGCAGCAGCAGCAGCAGCACUUGAGCGCACUCUCUUCUCCCGCUUGGGCCGGCUGGAUAUUUCUUUUCUUUUUGCUUUUGCAAAUGCUGUUGCAGCACCUCGUUUUCAGCUUCCUGCUGCUGCUGCUGCUGCUGCUGCUGCUGAGCAGCAGCAGCAGCAGCAGCAGCAGCAGCAGCAGCGGGAAGAGGAGAUGGAGCGCAUCUUUGGGCUGCAGCUGCAGCAGUUUCUGGCAGACAUUGCUGCUGCUGCUGCUGCAAGCAGCAGCAGCAACAGCAGCAGCAGCAGCAGCAGCAGCAGAGGGUCACGGAGCUUUCCCGGUGGUCUAGGUUUGUCUAGCGAGGCAUCUGCGGGAGCUGGCGAUGCUGCUGCUGCUGCUGUUGUUGCUGCAGCAGCAGCAGCAGCAGCAGCACUUGAGCGCACUCUCUUCUCCCGCUUGGGGCGGCUGGAUAUUUCUUUUCUUUUUGCUUUUGCAAAUGCCGUUGCAGCACCUCGCUUUCAGCUUCCUGCUGCUGCUGCUGCUGCUGCUCAGCAGCAGCAGCAGCAGCAGCAGCAGCAGCAGCAGCAGCAGCAGCAGCAGCAGCAGCAGCAGCAGCAGGAGCAGCAGCAGGAGCAGCAGCAGCAGCAGCAGCAGCAGGAGCAGCAGCAGGAGCAGCAGCAGCAGCAGCGGGAAGAGGAGAUGGAGCGCAUCUUUGGGCUGCAACUGCAGCAGUUUCUCCCUCUGUCUCUGCUGCAGCAGGAGACAGUUGCUGCGGUGUAUAGGCAGCUGCUGCCGCGGCAUGCAUGCGGAGACCCCCUCUAUUUGCUGCAGCACUGGCGGGGCCGUGCUGCAGCUUUAGCAGCAAACUUACAGCAGCAGCAGCAGCAGCAGCAGCAGGGCACAGCAGCAGCAGCAGCAGCAGCAGCAGCAACAAGCAGUGCUGCUGAUUUCCUUGUAAGAGAGCUGCAGUGUACAGACACCGCAGCACUAGCGCGGGCUCCUGCUGCCUACGCCCGUCAGCUUAUAGCCUUUGCUGAACUCGCACUGCCUGGGCGCUUUUCAUCUUCGUCUCUCCCGCAGCAGCAGCAGCAGCAGCAGCAACAGGACAGCAGCAGCAGCAGCAGCAGCAGCAGCAUGGUUGAGGCGGGGCCAGAGCAGGUGCUGCGAGCCCUCCUCAGCCCCCUUAGGAACAACCCCCGUCUCUUCCCUCCUGCUGUUUGUGCUGCUGCUGCUCGUGUUGCUGCAGAAGCAGGUGUAAGUGACCCUUUGCUGCUGGAGAGAGUCCUUCGGCGGGUUGCUGACGCAGAAGAUUCUGCUGCAGCUGCUGCCAGCAGCAGCAGCAGCAGCAGCAGCAGCAGCAGCACGAGCAGCAGCAGCAGCAGAGGCGGUGUAGGGAAACAGCUGCUGCCUGCUGCAGCUGUUGUUGAUCUGCUGCGAGCUGCUGCUGCUGCUGCUGCACUCACAAGGACUGCUAGGGCUGCUAUAGAGGCCCUGGUGGAGCAGCAAAGGGAGCUGCUGCUGCAGCAAGCGGAUCUAUCGGCAGCAGCGGUUGGGCUGCUGCAGCAGCUGCAGCUGCUGGAUUUGCCGCUGCUGCUGCGCGUGCUGCAGCAGCAAGUAUCUCAGUUUCAGCAGCGGCUGCAGCAGCAGCUACAGCAGCAGCAGCAGCAGCAGCAGCAGCACUGGAUAUCCUCUGCUGCAGCAGACCUGCGAGGCAUCGCUUGGACAGCACAGCUGCUGCCGCUGCUGCAGCAGGCACAAGCGCAGCGACUGCUGCAGCUGGAGAACGGCUCGCAGCAGCAACAACAGCAGCAGCAGCAGCAACAACAGCAGCAGCAGCAGCAGCAGCAGCAGCAGCAGCAACAGGGCAUCAGGGUUAUAGCAUGGACAGCACAGCUGCUGCCGCUGCUGCAGCAGGCACAAGCGCAGCGACUGCUGCAGCUGGAGAACGGUUCGCAGCAGCAACAACAGCAGCAGCAGCAGCAGCAGCAACAGCAGCAGCAGCAGCAGCAGCAGCAACAGGGCAUCAGGGUUAUAGCCCCACCUGAGGCACUGCUGCAGCUGCUGCAGGGGUUUGCUGCUCUCCCCUCUGUUGAGGGUGGGACCGAAGCAAUUCUCGCCGCGUUGCUGCUGCUGCAGCAGCAGCAGCAACAGCAACAGCAGCAGCAGCAAGGACAGCAGCAGCAGCAGCAGCAGCAGCAUUUGGCGUGUGAUGCUCUGAGAGCUGCAGCUGAUGCACUGACAGCCAGCAGGGGGACAGAGACAGCCGGAGAGAGAGAGGGGCUUCUACCCCCUGCAGCUUUCUUGCUGCUGCAGCAGCGAGACUUAGUCUCCUUAUCUGCCUGGUACAUGGCGUUGCUGCUGCACCCAGCAGCAGCAGCAGCAGCAGCAGCAGCAGCAGCAGCAGCAGCAGCAGCAGAGCAGCAGCAGCAAGGGCUAUUAAGAGCUCUGCGGCGGCUAGCAGAGAUAAGCAAAAAACAAAACCUCCAUAAGACAGAUGCAGUGCAGCUGGCGGUUGUCAUCAGGUCUGAGGCUGCGUCAGUUGCUGCUGCUGCUGGCGAUACACUCGCCGGAGCUGCAGCAGCAGCAGCAGCAGCUGCAGCAGCAGCAGCCUCUCUAAGGAUGCAGCAGCGCAGCAGCAGCUGCGACGGGGGCCCCAGCAUCCUGCUGCUGCUGCUGCAGGGGUUUGCUGCUCUCCCCUCUGUUGAGGGUGGGACCGAAGCAAUUCUCGCCGCGUUGCUGCUGCUGCAGCAGCAGCAGCAACAGCAGCAGCAGCAGCAGCAGCAGCAGCAGCAGCACCUGGCGUGUGAUGCUCUGAGAGCUGCAGCUGAUGCACUGACAGCCAGCAGGGGGACAGAGACAGCCGGAGAGAGGGAGGGGCUUCUACCCCCUGCAGCUGUACUCUCUCGCAUUGCUGCUGCUGCUGCUGCUGCUGCUGCUGCUGCUGCUCCUGCUGCAGUGACAGGUGGAGCCGCAGCAGCAACAGCAGCAGCAGCAGCAGCAGGUGAUGGACGAAGCAGCAAGCUUGCUUCUACUAUCGGAGAGAAGAUAGCAGCAGCAGGGAAUAUGCUGCUGCAGCAGCAAGUGCUGCCGCAGUUCUUGCUGCUGCAGCAGCGAGACUUAGUCUCCUUAUCUGCCUGGUACAUGGCGUUGCUGCUGCAGCCAGCAGCAGCAGCAGCAGCAGCAGCAGCAGCAGCAGCAGCAGCAGAGCAGCAGCAGCAAGGGCUAUUAAGAGCUCUGCGGCGGCUAGCAGAGAUAAGCAAAAAACAAAACCUCCAUAAGACAGAUGCAGUGCAGCUGGCGGUUGUUAUCAGCUACCUGCGGCUGGAUGCACCGGCUCUGUGGGGGCAGCUGCCAGCAGCAACGCAGCAGACACUGCAUCUGCUGCUGCAGCGAACCUGGCCUAACUAA
This is a messenger RNA of Eimeria mitis, 3588 nucleotides long. RefSeq lists its product as uncharacterized. The coding region runs from base 1 to 3588 and encodes 1195 amino acids. The record is from RefSeq and is a predicted model, not a curated record. The transcript is spliced from 12 exons. Lineage: Eukaryota; Apicomplexa; Conoidasida; Eucoccidiorida; Eimeriidae.